Molecule: messenger RNA, 345 nt
Organism: Adineta steineri
Lineage: Eukaryota; Metazoa; Rotifera; Eurotatoria; Adinetida; Adinetidae
Source: the annotation of a GenBank genome assembly
AUGCAUAUUAUGAUUAACAUGAAAGCAUUACUUGUCUGUUUACUCAUUGUAGCAAUUAUUGAACGUAGCAAUGCUGCUUUUCAAUGUUACAAAUGUAAUAACUGUGGAGUGACUAUGAAUCGUAAUAUAGCCACAAUAGCUCUCACCGAAGGUGGAAGUAACUAUUGCACGAAAAAAGUUGUUGGUACUGCAGUAACCAGAGAUUACAGUCCAACAUGUACUCAAGGUAAUGGCAUGUAUUGUUGUCAAGAUGAUUUAUGCAAUUCAUCCAAUUCUAAAUAUUAUGUCAAUGGUGGUCUAUUCAUAUUAUUCUCGAUAGUUGGCUUUGUUCUACGACAAAUUUAA